CCAAGUCUACCAGAUAGAAGAUGAUAGAGGGCCAACUAUCGUUGCGUUGCACAAGACGGUGCCCUCUCAAUCAUUGUUCGUAGCCAAAUCUGAUAAUACGCUUCGGCGAUGUUACCUACUAAAUGAAAAGCCUGCUAGGUGAUCGAAAUCGCUCAGGUCACUGAGGACUCACUCACCUACUCCUUAUCUAUCUAAGAGUUUCCUCUAUCUACUGAAUUCAAAAGGCGACCCGCCGCGCCGGGCUAUAAGAUACAGCUGUUGUACUACUUGACUGGUAAGAAAGAGCUUCCGUAAGAAUUGGAGUUAUAUUGUAUGUACGAUAUAACCCUCUCUUCCGCUACUAGUGUUGCACAGAAAGGCCGACAGAAGCAACGUUUUUAGCGCGCUUUCAAAAGCGCUUAGCUUCUGCUAGCGGCGGGGCGGCAAGGCCAUUAAGUUCAGUUGGAAACCUAAGCCAAGAAGGUACGAACGAAGUGACGGGCCCCUUUAGAGAUAGGGGGGCGGCUUUCUUGUGGUAAUAAUUGAGAACAUUUCUCUUCUUCUCUUAGCGUACACAGUUUGCUUGCAUGCUGCCCUAGAUCUCUCUUUCUUAGUUUCACGCUGGCCUGAAUGAAAGUCAAGUCAGUCUUUUAGUAAGCGUAUAUAAGCAGCUGUUUCGUGUAUAAGCAAUUCUUUAGUGGUCGCACCGAAAGGUACGUACGGUAGAGGUUGGUUGAAGAUGAUGUUACGCAGCGUUCAGAACCAGCCUUGAAGUGAAUGAAUUAGAAGGAAGAAGUAAGAAAAUGAGACGACUCUUUUUUGAACUAUAUCAUAAACAGAUCUUCUUCUCCACACCAAUCACGAGUUUUUCUCCAUUCCUCUCGUAUAUUGUCGUAACGCCCUUAAUGCUAGGUUUUGAAAAAGACUUUUCAUGUCAUUUCCAUUUAGGUCCGAUUCGGAUCCCUCUGUUGUUUCCUUUUCCUCCCGCACCUUUUCUUCGAAAUGAGAAAGAAGAUGGUACACUCGAAUUGUAUUAUUUAAGUGCUUAUUGCUUGCCAAAGAUCCUACUUCUACAAUUGGUAGGUCACCGGGUUAUUCAAAUAAGUCGUGUUUUCUGUAGUUUUCCCAUGUUACAACUUCUGUACCAAUUCGGCCAAUCCGGAAUGGAUCGGUUAAACAUUCUAUUAGGGAGCCUGGUCUUGACUCUUCUGUGCGGUAUUCAUUCUUGUUUGGCUCUUGGAAUCACAUCCAGCAGUGGUUGGAACAGCUCGCAAAAUUUAACCACUUCACCUACUUCAUUGCCCUCAACCGUUUCUCGUACCUCUAUUGAAACAGAAUGGUUUCAUGUUCUUUCAUCGAUUGGUUAUUUUUCUUCGUUCGUAUCUCUUUUUCCAAUUUCGGUCUCGAUUAGUUCACAAGAUUGAAUGGCCAAUUCUCCUCCGGACCCUCGAUUCGAUUGUUUUCCAAGAAUGUUGGUUGAGCCGAGUAUGUAAGCCAUGUAUCUGGAAAUAACUUCAAAGUCAAAGAGGGGCUUUCGGUUCUUUUCACCCUCUUUUGGUCUUGCAGCUAUUAGGCUAUUAAAUCAUUUGAAUAUAAAAAGUAGAAAAAAGUCUAUUUUGAGCAUGUUCAUGUUCCUCUCGUACGUUCAUGAUAUUGCUUUCACAUCUUAAAAGCUCAAAUAAAUGAACUCUAAUGGACUUAGCUUGCUCGUUUCAUAUCACGCUUGACAGCGCCUUGACUUCCGAUUUGAGUAUAGACCUUUGUCCUAUUCUUUUUUGGCUAUUGCCAGAGAAGACAUCUAUGUUAUACCAGCAGACAUGGCAAGAAAAUCUUUCUUUUAUAAAGAAUGAGCCAAAGCCAAAUGCUGACCUAAGAAGGACGCUUGCGGGAGAGUUUUGAGUUUCUCGACAGGUGAAUGCUUUACCAAACUCGUAUAGAACUCCUUUCAUAUGUAUUGAUUUCCGUUUAUUACAUGCUUGGUUUCCUAAACGAUUUCUUCCCAGCACCCCCUGACCAAACAAAAAAGCGGAAAGCCAAGAUCUCUAUAAAGCGAAGUUUUUGGGAUGCAAUCAAGAAGCUUUUAACUAUGAGAUUCUUUCGGUAUCUAUCUAACAAUCAAAGGCUGACCUUCCUGCUUGAUUUCUCGAUCCAAUCUCGCACUUGGUCUGAUCGCGCCGUAGAUCAAGUUGUAACCGAAGUAGACCAAGAAAGGAGUAUGACCAGGCACUCUCUUGGAUCUCAUGGUUUGGAGCAAGCUCAGCUUUCCUUUCACUUGGCACGAGACACCGUACGCUACACAGAAGAACACAAGAUUUGUGAAUGAAUUUCACAUAUUGACAUUUCCACAUUAGAGUGAUUCAAUGGAGAAAGCAAUGCCCUUGAGGAGAGCACUUCCAGCUGUGAAGAUAGACUACUCACAUAUAUUCUUUUUGAGUCUUUCGGAGAGGAAUGUGAUUCAACAAGCAAUUCGUUCAUACUCUUUCCUUUCCCCAUAUGAUGAUGCUCUGUCUCUAUGGAUUGAGAUGAAAAAAACUUCCCUCUCCAUAGUAGGAUUCUCUAUGCCCAUACCUCUGACGAACCGAAUCAAGCAGUCUGAUCAUCCUUGUACGUCCCCCUCUUAUGUCAACCGUUGAAAGAGCAUAAUCCAGAACCCAGAAAUGAACCAUAUCGAUCCAAGGUUCCCAGUAAAGAGGGAAGGUUAAGCAGACCAUAGGAAGAGCCUGAUGAAGUCAAUCAGAGAGGUACGUAGUCGCUAAAGCGAAGUUUUUGGAUUUGUAAUAGCUAAAGCUAUGCUUUUGGAAAGAGAAAAUAGAAUAGCGAUAGAUCUUUAUAAACUAACAAACGGAAUAGAAUCCGAGACCUACGAUUUCAAUUGAGUUAAGUCAAUUGCCCCUUACCCGCUCGCCAGUUACACAGUAUAUCAGACACCCAUACACGACUUCUAACAUCGCCAUUCAAUAUUUCUAGCACUGAACUCACUUAAGCCGAAAGCUGCUAAAGCAACAUCGAGUGAGUACCAUUACUGCCUAGCCCAAAGAGGAACCCGGCCCGAAAUAGAAAGAAGGAAUAGAACUCCGAGGCUUUGAAAAGAAUAUAUGAGAAAGGAAAACUUCUUGUGAGCCGAAUGAGUCUCAUAGACAUCUCUUUAGCAUCCUAGCCCAAAGACUCCCAUCAUGGGUGAAAGCGCAAUCACAACUGUCUCGUGCUUAAAGGGUUUCGGGGUACUUGCUUUAUUUUAUGUCUUUCCUUCUUCCCUUCCUCGCUCAGGAAAGCUGUCCAACCUACCUAAAAUGGCUAACCAAUCCAAAAACUUCGCUUUAGCGAGUAAACAAAUGCUUCGCACUAAGCGAGUAAACAAAAGCAGAGCUUUAGCGAGUCAACUUCCUCUAGUUGAAGAGUAAUAGGACGGUAAAGAGGAGCGGCCUCCGUGUUGGCAGAGGCCAUUCAAGAUAUUCUGAGGCAGAGCAGUAGCACUGGAACUUUGGCGGCUAGCAUUUCGACCUUUGGCAAGGCCAGAAGUCAUCAUUUCAACGGCAAACUCUAUUCCCUUUUCCUAUAUCUCCGCUCUCGCUUCCGUACUCUUUUUCCUAUCUGGGAUAUCUCAUUUGAUCUCAGCAAGCCGCUUCGCGCUCAAAGGGAGAACUAGAGCUUCAAAAGAAGGCGUAGCGAGGGUUGGUAGUGUGGCCAGAGGCCCAGUUCAUCUGCACCUUCCCUUCUAACUUUUCUUAAUUCUUCUAAUCCUGCCUGCUAUACCAAGAGAAAGAAGACGGCUACCUUCUCAUUUUUCUCUGUCUUAGCUGGAGAUAAAGUCGCUACAUCCAGCUCAUAGAGGACGCAAUGACUCAGAUUCGCUACUUAUGCCUUUCUUUUCUACAUGAGGUAGGAAGAUAAGAGUAAGAAGAGAAGGCUAGGUCCCAGCCUAUUCCACAAAACAAAUUUGCUUUAGGCUUCUUGCCAAUAGUGAGAAAAACCUUGCUUAUCCAUCUUGAGAAAUAGAAAAUAUAGAAAGAUAACUCGAUCAAUGUCUUCCGUCUUUUUCCGCUAUAACCUUCAAGGAAGACAAGAGGAAGAUGCAAAAAGGCAAGACAGAUGAUAAGAUGAUGCAUCUUUGCGUCUUUUUGUCUGGAUCUAUAUAUAGAAAUAGAAGCUCGAAUUAUAACUCCUUCUCCUUUUAUCCUAGCGCUCUCAAGCUAAGGUAGGUGGAUCCCACUCUAAUAGCUCUGACUAAAUGAAAUACAUGCAUUAAGAUACGAAGGCUUCUUAUUCCACAACAACGAAAUUUUUCAUAUACUAGGGGAUUCGAGUCCAUAACCAUGGGUUCCAAUCAGAUCUUGUAGCACUUACCAAUGAGGCCCUAUCGAUUAGUAUUACACAGCUUAAAUCAAUUAUAGACACUAAUACAAUUCGAUCCGCUCUUCAUAGACAAACUUGGGAUUUGCGAUCCCAGGUAAGAUCGGGUCAGGAUCAUGGAUCCUAUUUCUAUCUAUAUGAAGAAAAAAUAAUGUAACGUAUGUAAUCGCUAAAGCUCUUGGAGCUUUUGUUUACUCGCUAAAGCUAUGCUUUUGGAA
Spinacia oleracea (spinach) is the source of this 4547-nucleotide messenger RNA. RefSeq names its product putative cytochrome c biogenesis ccmB-like mitochondrial protein. Lineage: Eukaryota; Viridiplantae; Streptophyta; Magnoliopsida; Caryophyllales; Amaranthaceae. The transcript has a single exon. Gene Ontology annotation, molecular function: heme transmembrane transporter activity. Gene Ontology annotation, biological process: cytochrome c biosynthetic process; cytochrome complex assembly; heme transport. Gene Ontology annotation, cellular component: membrane. The record is from RefSeq and is a predicted model, not a curated record. The coding region runs from base 783 to 1403 and encodes 206 amino acids.